Molecule: messenger RNA, 2863 nt
Organism: Glossina fuscipes
Lineage: Eukaryota; Metazoa; Arthropoda; Insecta; Diptera; Glossinidae
Gene: Nhe3
Product: sodium/hydrogen exchanger 6
Exons: 14
Coding region: 406-2526 (706 amino acids)
Biological process (GO): sodium ion transport; regulation of pH; proton transmembrane transport
Cellular component (GO): membrane; recycling endosome
Molecular function (GO): sodium:proton antiporter activity
Source: RefSeq, a predicted model, not a curated record
AGAAACAAAAAAUAAUAAAGUCGCGUCGUAAAUUCUUGUGAGAUAAAAGAAAAACUAUUACUCAAGUAUUCUGGGAUUUUUUUUGUUUCGUUUUUCGAUUAUAACAUAAAUUGAGACAAAGAAUAAAAUUUUUAAAAGUUUUUUGUGGCCCCUAGUCUUAAGGGCAAAUAAUAUAUAUAAAUAUAUAUAUGUACAAUAUAUAUAUAUAUAUAUAAAUAUAUAUAUUAACUUAUGAAGGAAGUAUCGAUUAAUAAUUUGCCUUGAAAGAAAUUUAGGGACAUACAAGCCGCAAGUCUUAUUGGCUUAGUCCAUCCUAAACCCACAUUAAAAAAAGGAAGAAAAACUUGGUGCAAAUAGAUUAAAGAAUUUUUAUAAACCAUCUGCUUUUGUCGUCAUUCAGUACCGAUGGUGUUUUCCCGGCGUCCACAAAAAAAUACUAAUGGUGGCUUCGGUUACCGGCCCUUUGUUGUUAAUUCAUUCACCGUUUCGCUGGUGGUUCUCUGCUUUGCCACCGGGUGUAAUGCAACCGCGACAGAUAUUGCAUUGGAUGCCAAAGCUACGUUAACGCAUAGAAUCGAUAGCCUCAACCUUCUUGUGUACACUUUCUUAUUGACCCUGACUGUGCUAACGAUAUGGUUAUUUAAACAUCACCGGGUUUCGUGGUUACACGAAACGGGUUUGGCUGUGAUUUACGGUUUAAUUGUGGGCGCCGCCAUUCGUUAUUCUGGUUCAUCGACGCCUCUAAUACAUCUGGAGGUUGAACCUGAAAAUAAUUCAACGUAUAAUCAAACUCUACCGCCGGAUACGCUAUGGCUAAAAUUCCCAGGAAAGUUGACUCCGCCUCAUAGCCUGGAACCUAUAGAAAAUAAAACGUAUGCCUACACGUUUCGUAGUCAAGUCUAUGGAGAGGGUGAAAACGAAAUCGACUUAAAGGCCACCUUCGAUCCAGAGAUUUUCUUCAACAUUAUAUUACCGCCUAUUAUAUUUCAUGCUGGGUAUAGCUUAAAGAAGAAAUAUUUCUUCCGCAAUCUUGGCGCUAUUUUAACGUUUGCGAUUUUGGGAACUACUUUAUCAGCUUUCUUAAUUGGAGCGAUCAUGUAUGGUUGCGUAAAAUUAAUGCCUAAAUAUUUGAGCAGCAGUUUUACAUUUUUGGAUACUUUGUAUUUCGGAGCAUUAAUAUCGCCCACCGAUCCCCUAACCAUUCUAGCAAUAUUCCAUGACUUACAUGUGGAUGUCAACUUAUACGCAUUAGUAUUUGGAGAAUCCGUUCUAAAUGAUGCUGUUGCUAUAGUUUUAAGUGGAGCUAUACAAAACUACGGUGAACAUUAUUCGAGCACUGGCGAAUUUGAAACAUAUGCUUUCUUCCAGGCUUUGGGAGAUUUCUUCGGAAUUUUUAUGCUCUCGUUGCUAAUUGGAGCGUUAAUGGGUUGCUUUACUGCAUUGUUGACUAAGUUCACUCGAGUUCGAGAUUUCCCCCUGUUGGAAUCGGCACUUUUUGUUCUCAUGUCUUACAGCACUUUCUUAAUAGCCGAGGCCUCUGAACUUACAGGUGUGGUGGCCGUAUUAUUUUGUGGCAUUUGUCAAGCUCAUUACACGUAUAAUAAUUUGUCGGAGAAUUCCCGCACUAGAACUAAAGAAAUCUUUGAACUGUUAAAUUUCCUAGCUGAAAACUUUAUAUUUUCGUACAUCGGUGUUUCGAUGUUUACGUUUCCAAAACACCAUUUUGAUGCCGUUUUCAUAAUAACUGGUUUUGUAUGUGCAGCCAUAGGUCGUGCUGUUAACAUAUACCCAUUGUCUUGGCUUUUAAAUUUAAAUCGUAAGCCAAAGAUAUCAGGCAACUUCCAGCAUAUGUUAUUCUUUGCCGGGCUACGAGGAGCAAUGUCGUUUGCUUUGGCUAUAAGAAACACUUUAUCAGAGGCCCGCCAAACAAUGCUAACCGCCACCUCUUUAAUUGUUAUAUUCACAGUCAUCAUCCAAGGUGGUGCCGCAAAUUUUUUACUUAACUGGCUAAAAAUACCUGUUGGUGUUGAUGAGGAGACUGAGCAAUUAAACAACUAUCAAGUGCGCAGUGUUUACAAUUCGAUGGAAAAUACAGCCAAUGCGUCUGAUGCUUAUUUACAGGACUGUGGCGAUCUGGACAGUAGCACAGCAACUAGCGGCAAUGGAGUUGGUGCCGUAAACAACGCACCUAGACGUAAUGAGAAAGCUAUAUUAGCUCGUUUAUGGGGAAAUUUCGAUACGAAAUAUAUGAAACCUUUAUUAACACAUUCGCGACCUACACUAUUGGAAACCUUACCGGUUUGUUGUAAUCCGGUAGCACGUCUUUUAACUACUACCGAACAACUAACACAGGAUGGAAGUUUAAGACGCACUGAUUCCGAUUCGGAUGUGUGCAUUGAUGACGACUUAUCAGGUCGUAAUCGUGGUGGCAGUGGUGGGGGUGGCUCAGUUACGAGUAUACCCAGCGGAGAUGCACGCCGCAAUUCUAUUAAUCGUAUUGAUAAUUCUUUGAACAUCUGUUAUUAGAUAAGAUUAUGUUUAAAGCUUCGAAUUGUUUUGUAUAUUUUGCAGAGUUACGUAAAUUUUGAAACAAUGGUAUUUAAGAAACAUCAAUCCAAAUUUUAGAGAUUAAAUGUACAUAUAUACGCUUGAUAGGCUACGAUUGUGCGAGUACCACUGUUCCAAAUUUAUUUUUAACAUAUAACUAUUAAAAUGAUUUUUUUUUUGGCUAACAUGUUUGUAUUCUAUUUCGUAUUGUGAAUUUAUUUAUUUUGUCUUGUUAUUUGAUUAAGAGGAAUCAUUUUAAGUUUUUUAUAUAAAUUCUACAAUUUUAGAAUAAAAAAUUUUGAAUUGAAAAGAGUGA